This is a messenger RNA of Homarus americanus (American lobster), 2883 nucleotides long. Its product is annotated as heparan sulfate 2-O-sulfotransferase pipe-like. Gene Ontology annotation, cellular component: membrane. Gene Ontology annotation, molecular function: sulfotransferase activity. Bases 994 to 2037 code for a protein of 347 amino acids. The transcript has 9 exons. The record is from RefSeq and is a predicted model, not a curated record. NCBI's taxonomy places the organism in Eukaryota, Metazoa, Arthropoda, Malacostraca, Decapoda, Nephropidae.
GCAGUGAGGGAAGGAGGUUGUGUCGCACGCUCCUUGUUGACGUCUGACUACUUCCACCUUCUCCACUCAGACACUUUAAUCAGGAAAGCCCAUCAUUACCCGUCUUGAUAUCACUCUUUUGUGAAUCCAACAUUUUGAAAACACAUACAAGUUCUCUCGCACAUCCUUCUGAAAGCACGUGUGAAGAUAGUGAAGAGAAUAAGCAAGGAUUUUACCCAAAACAAAGGCGACUACAAACAACAGAGUAGUGUCAAGAACAUCCAUCAGACUGGUCAAGAAGGGCGGGUGGAAUGCGCUCGGCUGUCUAAGAAAAAAAAAAAACUUUGGUUAGGUGGCGGAAGUAAUGUAGAGCACUGGCAGGAAAGUUUAAGGCCAUUUAUGAUGUGAUUGAGGAAGGGAAGUGACCUCUGAGGGAAGACCCACCGCUCUCACACGCACGCGGCGCCUCACUCCUGUAGGGGAGGUCCUCCAGGCCUUGUGAGCUGUUUGGUGUAGUCCAGGAAACUCUGUGAACUGCUGGUGUUAAAUGGAAACUCAGUUUGCUCAAAAUCCGAGAGUACUGUUGGCAUAUUUUGAAAAAGUCCGUAGAACUUAUUUAUAAAGAACUAGAACAUUUUGAUAUAACAAUGUAGAGAUUUAAACACUACAGCUACGUAAUAAUCACAGGAGAUAUGAACAUUUUGUAGAACACUAAUCGUUAGAACAAACUAAAAAUUAUAUUAAAAGAUGUAGAUAUUAAAGAAAGAAUAGUGCUGAAAGAACAAGGAAAUAUGAGAACUUAGACAAAGAAGAACAGUGAAACGAACAAAAAUAUAAGAACAGUGUUGAAAGAACGUCAAAGAAGAAAUUUCCCCGACAGUUUGUUCUCCAAGACCCUAUACAGUUAUACACACGAGAACACUUUACGGAAGAACUUUGAAGGUUCAUACAAGACCCGACAACUGAAGUGGAUCACCUUAGUCUUUGUCAGCUGAGACGGUGUUAACUUUCAACAUGAAGAUACGUAACAUGAGGGUGAGCGACGUGGUGGCGGCUGUGUGUGUACCGGCUACACUCGUCAUGUAUAUCCAUCUGCUGUUAGUCUCACCCCAGCUCAACCCUUCAGACGCCCACCAGGAGUACACGGCAGCAGAACGAAGUGUGGUGACAACGACGACGGCGGUGCAGGAAGUGGGCGCCCCUCUCAACAGGACGAAGGAGGCGCGGGAGGAGGUACUACUGGUGACUGUUCUCCUGCGCUGCGGCUCCACCACCAUCAAAAACCUCCUGCUGUCUCUCUCAGCCGUCAACAAGUUCACCACGAUCCUCAAGCCUGGCAGAAGGACAGAGAUGGUCCAUAUCCCACACACUAAGAUGCAGCGUGACAUUGUGAUGAACAUUUCGGCAUACGAGUCACCUACAGCUGUCAUACAACCCUUCGCCUACAUCAACUUUACCCAGUUCGGGAAGAGGAAGCCCAUACAGAUAAGCUUAGUGAGGGAGCCGAUAGAGCGGGCGGUGAGCUGGUACUACCACAUGAGGGCGCCCUUUCAGCUGGUGGAGAGACACAUCCGCUUUCCUGAGACGAAACUACCAUCCAGGAAGUUCCUAAAGAAGGACCUGGAGACCUGCCUGAAUACACCGGGUGACCAGGAGUGUCGCUAUACACCAGGGAAGGAGAUACUGGGUCACACUGUCGAGUUCUUCUGUGGACACGACCCUUAUUGUCCGAUCUUCGGCUCGAGAGAAGGGCUUCAACAGGCCAAGGCCGUAGUAGAGAGAGAGUUCGCGGUGGUGGGCGUGCUGGAAGACUGGAACAAAACCCUCACCGUGCUGGAACAUUACGUGCCUCGCUACUUCGCCCACGCCUCCUCCCAGUACAACAAACACAUCCAGGGGAACAAACGCAAGAAGAACGAGAACUUCUAUAAGCCUAAAGUGGAUCAGGCGGCCAAGAACUUCAUGCUCAAGCACUUCACCGUCGAAUCUGAGUUCUACGACUUCAUUCGACAACGUCUUAACCAACAGUACUAUGCUAUUACUGGUGGCGCCUCCUGAUUCCUGUCGAGGAUGAGAAGGAAGAAAGAUGCUUAGGAAGACGAGGUAAAUGUGAGGUGUACACAGAUGUCGUGAGUGAACAGUACACCCUUGGCGCUGCUCUGAUGGGAGUAAACUAAUGAUAGUAUAGAGGUUGUUUAGCUCUUGAUGUACCAGGGUGUCAUCUGUGUUCCUCAGUGUUGACGUCUCUCUCUCUCUCUCUCUCUCUCUCUCUCUCUAAGGAAUAACUAAGCCACGAGUCAUACCCACGGGUCUCUCCUUGUCUCUCUCACUAUAUAUGACUCAGCUGUUUUCAUCACCAUGUUUUAGUACUGGUAUAUUAAGUCUUAUUAUAGUCUGUUAAGUUAUGUUGAUAAUCAUAAAUAUUUACUUAACAUUGUAUUGUAAAUCUGUGAUAUAUAAAUUAUUACCCCAUAACUUAUUUAAUGAUAAUUAUAUGAUUAUUUUGUUUAAGGUUAUGUAAUAUAAUUAAUUAAGAUUUUAGUUGAUAAAUCAAAAAGGUUAUAAUAGUCUGAUGUGAAGCUGCAGUUAUAAAGGCGACACAUUAGUCUUGUUAUCACCUCAUUUGUUAUAUAAAGUUGUUACCGCGUCCUGUGCCUUACGGUGAAACAAGUUGGUUCAUUAUUACAACAAUAGUGUUAUUUCAUUGUCACAUUUAUGAGUUCAUUGUCUCACUAUACAUAUACAGUACAGGUGCUGUAAGCAACAGUGUUCCAUUUCGCAUAUUUUUUUUUACGUUGUUGUACUAAUGUAUAACUUACCUCGUUGUUGUAACUCAGUAAUAGUAUUAUAACAAGAACUGUAAACACUUGUAAUGUACGAAUUUACAAUAUACGACAUUUAUUU